AUGAAGAAAGAAGAGAGGAAAAAAAUUGGUGGAGCGAGGAUGAAGAAUGAGGACGAAGAACAGAGAGAGAAAGGGAGGGAAUUUGGGGUUUUAUUUUGCCUCCAAAUUGGGUUAGGUGAUAAAAAGGGAGGGAAAGAAGGCAAAUUGGCCGUUUGUUGUAUUGCUUCUGCUCCCUCUGCGAAUGGGUGCUAUGAAAUCGAUUGGAAGUCGAGGAUUAUAGCUGUUACUAAAUCUUAUGUGAUUCUGGACAAGCCUGCUGGCACUUCUGUAGGAGGAACUUCCAACAAUAUUGAAGAAACUUGUGCGAACUUUACUACUCGUGCUUUGGGAUUGACUAGUCCGCUCUUGACUACACAUCAGAUUGAUAACUGUACUGAAGGAUGUGUUGUGAUGGCCAGGGCAGAGGAUUACUGUUCUAUUUUUCAUGAAAAAAUUAGAGAUAAGAAGGUCAAGAAAUACUAUCUUGCCCUUGUUGCAGCUCCAGUAUCGUGUGGGAUAAUCACCCAUUACAUGCAACCGGCAAAGCUUGCUCCACGUAUAGUUUCUGAAGAAUAUGUGAAAGGAUCUCAAUUAUGGCAGCUUGAAGUUUUGGAUUGCAAAGAAGUUCCCUGGCCAAACACUAUAAUUGAAGAGAAGUAUCAAAUCAAUGACUGCGGAUGGCCUGUCCGAGUUAAUAUUGGUCCCCUGCCACUAUCAUUAGCCAUUCGACAGUUGAUGGGAAAAAAUGAAACAGAAUGGAUUCGUGCAAUGAAAGUCAUAGCUGUUCAUUUUCUCGAAAACCGCAAGGAGUACUAUGAUUCGUGAUUUUGUUGAGCAAGCUUUUGAAGCAGAGCCUGGCAAUGAGGGUUGGAUAUAUCAGAGUCUCUCGUUGACCAACUUGCAUAAAUUGGUUAUUCAAAAUUGGUCCUAUCUGAGUGAUGCUUUCCUUAUUUAUUAUUAUGGUGGGGGUUGGGACCCGGAAUUCAAGGUCCGAGAUAAAUAUCAAAAAGAACAAUUAAGCCUAACAACGGUUGAGGAGGCAGAGAGAAUGAUCGGUGUGUGUGCUUUUUCGGUAAUAAAGGAGAUUGAUAUACAGAAAUCUAAAGUGAAAUUUGAAGAAAAAAUGGAAAUUAUGGCUGAGCUUGCGAAAAAGGCUAAGGAAGAGCUGCAAAGAAAGAGACUAGAAGAAGGUGAAGGUGAAGGUGAAGGUGAAGAUGAGGAGAAGAAGAGGAAGGAUGGGGAAGGGGACAUUAAAUACAACAGUACGUGAAGCAGCAGACACUAGGAAAUGAUUCUUCAAUCUGACAGUGGCAAAUUUCUUAGAGGGAGAAGUCAGAGUCUUGAAGAAGAUUCUUCAGUUAGAAAAGGAGCUGGAUGCUAAGCAGAAGUUGCUGAUGGAGAUCGGGGAGUUAAGAAGAAAGCUAGAAGUCACCAAGCAUCUUGGAAAUGAUGUUGACGCUUAAGUUAAGAUUUAAAGACAUGAAUCAUUCGGAAGCUAUGAAUCAAACUCUUAUGGUUAAACAAAGGCAGAGCAAUGAUGAACUACAGCCAGCUCGGGAAGGAUUAAUCACAGUAUGUCCUCGCACAUUCUAUAUUACUCUUGGUUCAUAGUGAUUGUCUUCCUUUCAAUAUGGUAUAUUUUUCAUUUAGUUUUCCUUUAGUUCCAACAGUAUGAAAAGUAUUACCCAGAGAUCUGUAAGAAGGUCCAUGCCUAACGCAAAAUACGAUUAUAUUGUAACCUCUAUGACAGUAAAGAGGUUGUUUGUAUUAUAUUCUUGAUCUAAAUCACAACAUCUGCCUGUUUAAAGAGCUUGAUGAUCAACAUUUUUCCAGGAGUCAUCUUCAUCUAUCUCAAGGAAUUAAUAAACCAAUGACUCAAUUCUAAUAAGAACUCCCAUUAUGGAAGUAUCUGACUCCAGGUUUGAAAUUUGUGGCAUCAUCCUGCAAAAGAACAACAAUUAGCAUUUCACAUCUCAAGAGAAAAAAGAUAUUGGUUCCCAUUGAUGGUAGAACGGUUUGGCUGAUGGACAGGGACGGCCGAAGGGUUCUGCUUAUAGUACGUUCUGGAUAUUAUUGAAUCUGGUUGGUGGUAUUCAUAACCACUUGAAUCGUAACAAGUAUCCUCUGUCGGAAUGACUGCUAGGUUGCAUUUUUUCUCGAGGAUGUCAUACCAAAAGACUCAGUUUUGCACAGCACGUUGAGCAUACUCUCUGUAGUAGGCCUUGUGGAACCUUUACAAGUUAUACAUUUUUAUUGCUGCUAUAACUGUUGUGUCUGUGGCGGCGUGGAAGCUUCCAGAAACAAAAGGAAAGAACUGGAGGAAAUUCAAGCAUACUUCAGAUAAAAAUAGUUUAAUGUAUAAAUUUCAUAUCUUAGAUAUAUAAAUUAGUUUUGCAGUAGCAAUAUUAUGGAAGCAUUUGAACAUAACACUCUUAGUCCAAGCAUCAAAUAAUUUUGCAUCACCCUAGGCUUAAUGUAAUAUGGACCUCGAGGUAUUGUAGUUUGUUUUAGAAACAUGAAGGAGUUUGAAUUUUCACGUUCGUAGGAAAUACUCCACACCUUUUUGGCUUGUUAUCGUGACUCCAAAUUUUCAUUGG
Spinacia oleracea (spinach) is the source of this 2576-nucleotide messenger RNA. RefSeq names its product RNA pseudouridine synthase 6, chloroplastic-like. The coding region runs from base 1 to 804 and encodes 267 amino acids. The record is from RefSeq and is a predicted model, not a curated record. The transcript has 10 exons. Lineage: Eukaryota; Viridiplantae; Streptophyta; Magnoliopsida; Caryophyllales; Amaranthaceae. Gene Ontology annotation, biological process: enzyme-directed rRNA pseudouridine synthesis. Gene Ontology annotation, molecular function: pseudouridine synthase activity; RNA binding.